Molecule: messenger RNA, 3493 nt
Organism: Mus pahari (shrew mouse)
Lineage: Eukaryota; Metazoa; Chordata; Mammalia; Rodentia; Muridae
Gene: Nrg2
Product: neuregulin 2
Exons: 11
Coding region: 1-1938 (645 amino acids)
Biological process (GO): intracellular signal transduction; animal organ development; nervous system development
Molecular function (GO): signaling receptor binding
Source: RefSeq, a predicted model, not a curated record
AUGUCGGAGCCCAGGAGGAGGGGCCGCGGCCGCGGCAAGAAACACCGAGAGGGAAGAAAGCGGGAGCGAGAGCCUGAUCCCGGGGAAAAAGCCACCCGGCCCAAGCUGAAGAAGAUGAAGAGCCAGACAGGAGAGGUGGGUGAGAAGCAGUCACUCAAGUGUGAGGCGGCGGCGGGGAACCCCCAGCCCUCCUAUCGUUGGUUCAAGGACGGCAAGGAGCUCAACCGGAGUCGUGAUAUUCGCAUCAAGUAUGGCAACGGCAGAAAGAACUCACGGCUACAGUUCAACAAAGUGAGGGUGGAGGAUGCCGGGGAGUACGUCUGUGAGGCCGAGAACAUCCUUGGGAAGGACACCGUGAGGGGCCGACUCCAUGUCAACAGCGUGAGCACCACUCUGUCAUCCUGGUCGGGGCACGCCCGGAAGUGCAAUGAGACCGCCAAGUCCUACUGUGUGAAUGGAGGCGUGUGCUACUACAUCGAGGGCAUCAACCAGCUCUCCUGCAAGUGUCCUGUGGGAUACACCGGGGACAGGUGUCAGCAGUUCGCAAUGGUCAACUUCUCCAAGCACCUUGGAUUUGAAUUAAAGGAGGCUGAGGAGCUGUACCAGAAGAGAGUCCUGACAAUUACUGGCAUCUGUGUGGCGCUGCUGGUCGUGGGCAUCGUCUGUGUGGUUGCCUACUGCAAGACCAAAAAACAGAGGAGGCAGAUGCAUCAUCAUCUCCGGCAGAACAUGUGCCCAGCCCACCAGAACCGAAGCCUGGCCAACGGGCCCAGCCACCCUCGGCUGGACCCUGAGGAGAUCCAGAUGGCAGAUUACAUCUCCAAAAAUGUGCCAGCUACAGACCACGUGAUCCGGAGGGAAGCUGAGACCACGUUCUCUGGGAGCCACUCCUGUUCACCUUCUCACCACUGCUCCACAGCCACGCCCACCUCCAGCCACAGACAUGAGAGCCACACGUGGAGCCUGGAACGUUCAGAGAGCCUGACCUCGGAUUCCCAGUCAGGCAUCAUGCUAUCAUCAGUGGGCACCAGCAAGUGCAACAGCCCAGCGUGUGUGGAGGCACGGGCGCGGAGGGCAGCAGCCUACAGCCAGGAGGAGCGGCGCAGGGCUGCCAUGCCACCCUACCACGACUCCAUAGACUCGCUUCGUGACUCUCCACACAGUGAAAGGUACGUGUCAGCCCUGACCACGCCCGCGCGCCUCUCGCCCGUGGACUUCCACUACUCGCUGGCCACGCAGGUGCCGACUUUCGAGAUCACGUCGCCCAACUCUGCGCAUGCCGUGUCGCUGCCGCCCGCCGCGCCCAUCAGCUACCGCCUGGCGGAGCAGCAGCCGCUCCUGCGGCACCCAGCGCCGCCCGGCCCGGGGCCGGGGCCGGGGCCCGGAGCUGACAUGCAGCGCAGCUACGACAGCUACUACUACCCGGCGGCGGGGCCCGGGCCGCGGCGCAGCGCCUGCGCGCUGGGAGGCAGCUUGGGCAGCCUGCCCGCCAGCCCCUUCCGCAUCCCGGAGGACGACGAGUACGAGACCACGCAGGAGUGCGCGCCCCCGCCGCCGCCGCGGCCGCGCACGCGCGGCGCGUCCCGCAGGACGUCGGCGGGGCCGCGGCGCUGGCGGCGCUCCCGGCUCAACGGGUUGGCGGCGCAGCGCGCACGCGCGGCGCGGGACUCGCUGUCGUUGAGCAGCGGUUCGGGCUGCGGCUCGGCGUCGGCCUCGGACGACGACGCGGACGACGCGGACGGGGCGCUGGCGGCCGAGAGCACGCCGUUCCUCGGCCUGCGAGCGGCGCACGACGCGCUGCGCUCGGACUCGCCGCCGCUGUGCCCGGCGGCCGACAGCAGGACUUACUACUCCCUCGACAGCCACAGCACGCGCGCCAGCAGCAGACACAGCCGGGGGCCGCCCACGAGGGCCAAGCAGGACUCGGGGCCCCUCUAAGGCCCCCCCGCCUCGCCCGCCCCACGUCUCCAAGGAGAGCGGAGACCACCGACUGGAGAGGGAAAAGGAGCGAACAAAGAAAUAAAAAUAUUUUUAUUUUCUAUAAAAGGAAAAAAGUAUAACAAAAUGUUUUAUUUUCAUUUUAGCAAAAAAAUUGUCUUAUAAUACUAGCUAACGGCAAAGACGUUUUUAUAGGGAAACUAUUUAUAUGUAACAUCCUGAUUUACAGCUUCGGAAAAAAAAAGAAACAACAAAAAAAAAAGAGAGAUGGGCCAAUUUUUUGACUCUUUAAUAGAAACCUAUAUUGUGGUGCCUUUUGCUGUACGCUAAUCUGGGGCUCCUGGAGAGCCGUCUGGGGUGCAGUGUGGGGAUGGGCGCUUGUAGGAUCCCAAACUGGUGGGGGUGAGAAAGGGCGGGGCAAGAAGAUACUGUGAGGUUCUAAAAGGCUCUGAGGGUAGUGAACAGUGAGGAAGAAAAUGAAGAUAAGAUGUAAUUGUAUCUUCCCCAGUCCUCAACAGAGAAGGCAGGACGCUAGCCUUAGAGCUGGAAUUGAGAUUGGGUUAUCUCCAGGUGGAGACACAGGCCUCCCCGCUACAGCAACUAGAAUGGGGAAGUGUCUUCCCCAGCCCUCACAGCUGCUAAGGGAAAGAGGACAGAGAAGGCUGUCUCCCCACCAGCCCCCUGCCGAGGGAGGGGGCAGCUCUACCAGGGGCCCAACCUUCAGGGCUUCUCCUCCCCUGCGGCCUCCAGGACAUCCUCUGCCCUCUGCAGCACCUUCGUUUACAGGUCGUCUUUUCUAUUUUACGCCUGCAUGUCCUUUGCAUUUCAGAUUCUUUAGAUUGAAUGCAUGGUCACGCUGGGACCCAGAAGAGCCACUCCGACAGUGUAUCCGAUUCCCCUUUUAGCAAUAAAGUAACACCGUAUCCUUCUCACAGCCCAGCUCCCAACCCACCUAUGACUUCCAUCUUCCAAUCCUGCCCUCCCCAGCCAGCCCUCACAACUGGAUCCAAUGCUAAUUUGUCAAAAAAAAAAAAAGGCAAUUGUCUAAAAAGCAAACAAAAAUCCCAAACAGAAACAAAUGGGAACCCUGACAUGUCCGAACACCUGACUGUUGACACUUGAACAUUUUUAUAUUAUAAAUAAAAUCAGAAAUAACUCCUGUUUGACUGUGUGUACCUAGCCCCAGGUGAGGAGGGAAGGAAGGAGGGCCUAGGACGAGGCACAUGGGUACUGGAAGGAAGAUUGGAUAGGGCCAAGGAAGUCCCUGAGCGGAAGUGACCCUCUCUCCAGUCCCUCUGGCCACAGCUCCCAGGACCUGCUCCAAGACUUCCUUCCAAAUCAUUCAUAAGGUGUCCCCCUGGGUGCUAAGGAACCCAGCCAAGGGACUGACGCAAAUCGUUCCGCUUUAAACUCAACCUCAGAACUCUGGCCCAGUUCCUGCCCUGCAGCUAGGAAGCUGGACCUGGACCGGGGCAACAAUUUUUUGCCCAGGUGGGUGAAGAGGGAAGGGUUGUGGGGUUGGCACUGGGGCAGUGGAGGCAAAGAUGACCCUUGG